ACGUAAGAGCUGCCGUCAGAACAGGGGAUCACAGGGAGCAGAGAGAGAGGGAAAGCAGAGAAGAAGGCAGAGAGAGAGAAGGGACAGAGGCAGGGAGUAAAGAGAGAGAGAGUAGAGAGAAAAAGGCAUUGUGCAGAGAUUGCAGGGACAGGCAGGUUACAGAGCGGCUACGAUCCACAGCGCACCAGCGACAUGGGCCACACACAGACCUCUUUGUCUCCACUCAGGGAGUGAAGAGACGAGACUAGGACUGGGAAGAGGACAGAACACUGCGAGAGGAAGUGAUUUGAAGAACAACUGUGUUUCCGCAGCUUUUGCUGGGGCACCUUGAGUGGCGGGACGGUAAGGGACCAGCUGUGAGUGUCAUCUGGCCAUGAGAGAGUGACGGAGAAAGGACAUCUACUGCUACUGAGGACGUCUUGGUAUCUUCCUCUCCUGCCUGUCCCCAUGUCUAGAGGAGGGAGGCCCCCGGGUGGGUGGGCCCCGAUGUGGCCCCUGGCGUGUGCACUGACCCUGGCUGCAUGCUCGUCGGUCAGCCCCCUCCUCCAAGAGACCACCUCUGAUCCUCCCAUUGCUACAGAGACACAGACUGGAGUACGGACACAGCCAGAGCUUCAGACAGAGGCACAGACUGUGGCACAGACACAGACAGAACCACAGACACAGCCUAAGCUACAGACUGAGUCACCAACAGAGUUAGAGUCACAGGCAGCUACCAGUAACCACACAGGUCUGUUGUGUGUGUCCGUGCUUCCCCCGAGGCGCGGGUCAUUCUAUGUGGAGCAUGGGACAGGGGUGUCGGUGGGUACAGUGCUGGCCUUCUGGUGCAGGGAGGGCUACCAGCUGGUGGGCAGUGAUAAGAUCUCCUGCAGCGUCUGGGCAGGCAAACCCCAGUGGAGCAACUUCCUGCCAGUCUGUGAGGCCAUAUCGAGGCCAGAGGACCGGGGUCUGCGCGUGGCCGUGUUGGCCUCAGUGGUCAGUGGCAUCGUCAUCCUGGCAAUGUCUCUCUCCUUCAUCAUCUGCUGCCUGCAGGAACGCACUGGGAAGGACAGGGCCACCAGGAGGGACGGCAGGAGCAGGCGUAGAGACACACGGUCUUCUCGGCAUAGUGAGUGCUGGCUGGAGAGAGAGGAGGGGGACUGGGGCACAUUUCCCCCUCCUAAGAUCUUCCACCUGUCACAGCGGCCGGACCUCCGGCUGGCUGCAGAAAGCCCUGUCUACCUGGGGGGCAUGGCCGGCUUCGACAACCGUGGAUACCAGAGGAGUCAGGAGAGCCUACUGAAGGCCCCGCUUCCUGGUCUGUUACGGGCGGAGAGUCAGAUCAUCUACCCCCACGUGGUGCUCCAGAGAGUCCCCACCCCCACUGCCCCAACUGCCCCAACUGCCCCUGUCUACCCCCACAACAUUCCCUCCAACUCUGCCUCCAACUCCGGAUGUGCUCCCUCACAGCCACACCACAUGCCCCCAUAUCCUACCCCGCAGUAUCCUAUCCACAACUCCACCCCCCAGCGAGUUCCAUGGCAAAUGCAGCCCCAUUGAACUGUCACUGUCCACUCACUCUCUCCCUCUAUGGAGGUCAAGUGUCAAUGAGGAAUGAUCAAAUAACACACUAUUCCCUAAUAAGUGCGCUACGUUUGAGCAGAGCCCCAUGCAGCUAACCUUAUACAAGUUUUGGUCAAAAGUAAUGCACUACAUCGGGAAUAAGGUGUUAUUUGCCAUUUGAGAACAGCCCUCAGACCCCUGUCAGCGAGAUGCCAAAUGGGAGAUGAAUAUGCAAAUUCAUGUUUUCGUGAAAUUGGAUGAUAUUUGGAUGAAAGUAUGAUGGCCAAAGUAUGAAAAAUGACUGUUUCGUCUACAUUGAUAAAGUUUGGAUUCUUGGAAUCAGGAGGCGGGAUUAUUAAGGGGAUAGGGUGACAUCACCCUAACUCUCUCAUUUUAAUACACCAAUGGUAACAUGAUAUUCUCUUACCUAAUUUAAAUAAGUACCGCCUUGUAACCAGCAUCGGAGAAAGCGUGUUUGCAGAGGGGCGUGGUUUAUAUAGCUAGAUAGCUACUCUACUGGUGUUAGCUAGUCACUGGCUAGCUAGGUCUUCAGCCAGCGUGGAACUAAAGGGGGGACAGGUCGUUCAAAACUCUGACACAAUUGUCAGGUCAACACAUCCGUCAGUGCUACUGUGAACCGCAGCACCAGACACAUGUCAAACGGGAGGUGUAUAAAUCAAAUAUGUAUAUCAUUGAUGCAAUUUCAAUGUUGUUUGAGUUGCUUUGUGUAUCACUUCCUGGUAGUUAGUAAAGUAAUUUUCCAACAUUUUUAGCAUUUAUAUCCCAAAAUAAUAUAAUGGGGGAUAUUUCUGUCACUCAAAAGGCAAUUUUACAUGGGAAUCAGAAUGACUGUUCAGGACAUUUCAUGAUAUUAGAAGGCCUUUCAGCAAAGUUCACCCAUUAUUUUCCCCCCUAUUUGUUCUAAAGCUUUGGACUAAAACUUUGGAGAGCUCCUUACCUGUUGUUGAAGUCUUUGUCGUGUGUUUUUCUACGGUGGUAGGAGACUUGGAACAGUCACACCAACUAACCUGCACUUUAUGGAUUUUACUGACGGGCUGGCAAUAGCAAUUGCAAGAACAUUGCGCUGACUAUUCCCGCAAUAUGUUUGUAUGAAAAAUGGUUUCUACCUAAAAACUGAUUAAAGAUAUUUUUGUUUAGUUGAA
This is a messenger RNA of Oncorhynchus kisutch (coho salmon), 2705 nucleotides long. RefSeq lists its product as uncharacterized. Bases 448 to 1539 code for a protein of 363 amino acids. Lineage: Eukaryota; Metazoa; Chordata; Actinopteri; Salmoniformes; Salmonidae. The record is from RefSeq and is a predicted model, not a curated record. The transcript is spliced from 5 exons.